Molecule: messenger RNA, 1395 nt
Organism: Puccinia triticina
Lineage: Eukaryota; Fungi; Basidiomycota; Pucciniomycetes; Pucciniales; Pucciniaceae
Exons: 5
Coding region: 1-1395 (464 amino acids)
Source: RefSeq, a predicted model, not a curated record
AUGAUGAUCCCAUCAAAGAUCUCAUUGUUUUUCAUCACCCUGUCCAUAGGAGCAUGUCAACUUGCACAGGCAGUACGGCUCUGGCCGAACGAGGUCAUUUCAAUCAAUGCAGCAGAGGACUCUGAGGGUAUUGUGAGGCAAAUCAUGGACACCGCCAACAAAAAUACUCCGAGACAAAUGAUCAGAGGGGAGAGGCUGGAUCAUCACAAGCGGGCAAGAGUUCUUCAAGGACUACGGAAAAACAAAGAUCUGAUUCGUUCAAUCGGCAAGGAAUACAAGACCAUAAGUGAUGAUAUCUUGAGUCUCCAUUUUGAACUCGGUGUACAUGUGCAUGAGGAGCUAGAGGAGAUCCGCCAAGCCCUCACAUCAAAUGUCCUAAAGCGAGUGCAACAGUUGGAUGGAACGGCUGCACACCUGCCUGGCACACCAAGCCAGUCUCAAUCACACCGGCCAAGUUCUAUCAGCCCCUUGAAUGAAAAUGUGAGGGCUGAGAUCAAUCAAAACCCCGAGGAAGACAAUAAUGGACUGGAUGCUACAAAAGAUGUUGGCAUUCUCCAAAAAUGGGAUGAUUUGCAAGCAAAGAUCGACGAAUCCAUAUUGUAUCCCCAGGGAGGCUCCUACCGCUACUACCAGUUUCAUGAUGGAAAGAUGAAUGCUAUCAAAAUCAUCCUUCAGCUGGGUGAUUUCAUCCAUCGCUGGGAGCUGGUACCAUCAGAAAUCUUCCUAAAAAUCAAUACUUUCAAGCAGAAGAAUGUAACAUCUCUUUCAGAGGAAGACAAGAAACUUAUGCUCUAUGACAUCAUGAAUAGCAGCUUUGAAAGCUACAAGCAGAAAAUGAUAGAUGAAGAAAUCAGUAAAACUUUACAGAGAUUUUUAUCUUUCAAUCCGAAAGAUCUAGAGAGACUUUCCUCAAACAUGGAAAGCCAACAGAUGCUUCAGGAAUUCAACGGUUUGAUUAAUACAAUAUACAAAAUGAUUGAUUAUUUCCAAAAUCAUGGAAUUUUGGAUGAAAGAAAAGGAUGGUUAGAGCUCCUGUUUGUAUAUUCAAGUUUAGAUUUCCUUGACAGGUACUACCAGCCAAUCAUGAAUUCAGUAAAGAAUGAGAUGGACCAGCCUGAAGUGUUUGCCCGACAACUCCACAUCAUGGGACUCUUUGUCAAAGGAUAUAAAAGGGACACCUUGGCCUUCAAUUUAGAUCUUGAGAAAGAGGAAAUGGCUGAGCUCUUUCAGAUCCUCAAAAACUACAAAAGUGAAGACAAUCCCCUCAGACAAUGGAUCUUUCACUCAACCAAAAAGAUCACUCAUACAACUCCUAAAGAGGUGGAAUCCUUAACAAAAAAGACUCCACCAGAAUCAGAUUUGAGAUUUAAAGAGUCUUCUUUGGAUUUCUUUUGA